Messenger RNA from Colletotrichum gloeosporioides, 1256 nucleotides. Its product is annotated as Pyridoxine 4-oxidase. Gene Ontology annotation, molecular function: oxidoreductase activity, acting on CH-OH group of donors; flavin adenine dinucleotide binding. Lineage: Eukaryota; Fungi; Ascomycota; Sordariomycetes; Glomerellales; Glomerellaceae. The transcript is spliced from 4 exons. Bases 93 to 1256 code for a protein of 387 amino acids. The record is from RefSeq and is a predicted model, not a curated record.
GAAACUGGGCUCGAGGCGACAAAGCCGACUAUGAUGAAUGGGGAGCUACAGUUGGCUAUGACCGCUGGUCAUAUGCCGGCCAGCUUCCCUUCAUGAGGCAGUCCAAAGCCUGCCAACACCCCGACCGGAACCCGGAACAACACGGCUACACUGGAAACGUCUUCGCUCAAACGGUCACCUCGACCAACAGACCCUUCCCUCUUCGCAAAUGCGUGCUCCAGUCGUGGAAUGAGAUCGGAGUACCUACCCUGCCGGGGCUUGAUGGCAACGCAGGCAACCCUCUUGGUUGUUCUAUCCGCUCGAUGGAAUUACUGCUCGCCGAUACUCUGGUCGAGAAAGUGCUCGUCUCGACAGAUGAAGCAAUACACGCCUCCGGAGUUCAGCUCGCAAAUGGCACCCAGAUUCUCAGCCGACGAGUCAUCCUAUCAGCCGGCGCUCUUCGAACUCCUCAGAUCCUCAUGCUCUCUGGCAUUGGUCCUCGUGAUGAGCUAGAGCGCCAUGGUAUUGAGGUCAAGGUCGAAUCACCUGAAGUUGGCAAGAACUUCAUGCAGCACUCCUCUUCAACGACAUCGUGGGCCAUCAGAAACCCAGAGGAAGGUUGGAUCCCAGGUUCCGGAAACCCACUAUUCGACCAGGAGCAGUAUGGAUGGGACAACCCGCAGGACUUCAUGGUGUCCACACCCGUCGAUGCAUCGGGCUUGGCUGCAGCGAUCGAAGCCGACGAGGGCGCGGCGCCGGAUCCAAGCACGCAUCGUCUGCUUCAGCAGUAUCGUACGCUCUUGGAGCGCGUGUUCCAGUACUUCAGCUACGGAGGCGGUGCUAGUGGCACCACCUUCAGCUUCAUGUCUAUCUUCUUUCUCCCGACCUCUCGGGUAAUUACUCUUGCCUCCACCAACGCGAGCGACUUCCCGGUCGUCGACCCCAACUACUUCGGGACCAGCGUCGAUAGAUACGUGCAUCGCGAGGCUCAGAGAUUGCGGUACCGGUUCGCUGGGAGUAACGUCACUGUUCUGGGAAGAGAGAUCCUCGGAGGUCAAGUCGUUUCUGAGGGGCAGGAUGCUAUCACAGAAGGGAUCACGGACAGUGCUCUAAACAAUCGUCUUCGAGCUCCAUGUCGUGAAAGAUCUGCCUUUCACCCCUCUGGCACCGCGUCUAUGGGAAAGGUUGUGGACAAAAACCUGAAGGUGAAAGGAUUCGACAAUCUGUUUGUGGUGGACACUUCUGUGUUCCCUGUCCCGAUCACUGCCCACUUGUAG